AUGUGGAUUUUACCGCGGAGAGCUCCAUGGUCAAUUCGAGGUCUUCGAUCACUGUCCUCAUCACUGGGUUUAGGCUCCUAUUUUGAACCCAAUUCCAGUGAUCAGGUUUACUCCAACAACCGGAGGAUAGGCCAGUUUGUGAAAUCUGGGGACUUGAACAAUGCACUCAAGGUGUUCGACGAAAUGCCUCAGUAUGAUGUUGUUACCUAUAACUUGCUUGUUUCAGCGCACGGUCGGGUUGGACAGCGAGAGGAAGCGUUUCAGCUAUAUGCUGAUAUGGUUUCACAGGGAAUUAGGGAGAGUGCAUCGACGUUUCCUUGUGUGUUGGGGAGUUGUAGUGAUGGAGUGCAAGGGGUUCAAGUUCAUUGCAGGGCGGUGUCGCUUGGGUUUAGCUUGAAUGUGUAUGUGGGGAGCUCCCUGUUAAACUUUUACUUGCGUGUGGGGCAAGAAAAUGUGGCUAUGAAGGUGUUUGAUGAGUUGGUGGAGAGAAAUUUGGCUGUGUGGAAUUUGAUGUUGAGGGGGUUUUGUGAGCUGGGUCGAGUGGGGGAGUUGUUUGGGAUGUAUUGUAGGAUGAAGUUGGAUGGUGUGGUUCCGAAUGGGCUUAGUUAUUGUUAUUGGAUUCGUGCGUGUAGUAAUGGGAAGCUUUUGGAUGAAGGAAAGCAGCUGCAUUGUCAUGUUGUGAAGGAGGGAUGGUUGGGGUCGAAUGUGUUUGUGGACAAUGCUCUGGUGGAUUUGUACUCUGCUUGUGGGAGUUUGAUUGAUGCAAGAGAAGCAUUUGAAGUGAUUCGAGUGCAGGAUGUGAUUUCUUGGAAUUCAAUUAUUUGGGUCUAUACUGAAAAUGGUUUGCUGCUUGAUGCUCUUGAGUUAUUUGCUAGGAUGCAGUUUUGGGGGAAGAGGCCGUCCAUUCGUUCGUUUGUUGGGUUUUUGAAUUUGGCUAGUAGGACUCGGAAUAUUCAACUUGGGAAGCAGAUACAUUCUUAUGUUGUGAGGUCAGGUUUUGAUCAUGGUGCGAGUUUUCAUGUUCAAUCUGCUCUGAUAGAUAUGUAUGGGAAAUGCGGCGACAUUGAGAGUUCAGUGUGCAUGUAUGAAGAUGGUCAUGAACACAAUUUGGAGAGUUGCAAUUCAUUAAUGACAUCGUUGUUGCACUGUGGUGUUAUUGAGGAUGUUGUGGAGAUGUUUGGUUUGAUAGUUGAUGAGGGAAUUGGUUUUGAUGAAGUUACUCUUUCUACAACCCUGAAAGCCUUAUCAUUAUCUGUAUUGGCAAGUUUAGGCAGCUGCAGAUUGCUGCACUGUUGUGCAGUGAAAUCAGGUUUUGAAUCUGAUAUUGCAGUUUCAUGUUCACUAAUCGAAGCAUAUGGGAGAUGUGGUCAUGUUAAGCUUUCCCGCCAGGUUUUUGAUGAACUCCCUUCACCAAAUGUCAUCUGUUUUACAUCAAUUAUCCAUGGAUAUGCCCGAAAUGGAAUGGGAAGUGAAUGUCUUCAAUUGGUUCAAGAUAUGGUGGAGAAGGGUUUGAAACCUGAUAAAGUGACAGUGCUGUGCGUGUUAAGUGGGUGCAGCCAUUCAGGUCUGGUUGAAGAAGCAAAAUUGCUCUUCAAUUCAAUGGAAAUACUAUAUGGGGUUUCCCCGGACCGAAAGCAUUAUUCUUGCAUGGUUGAUCUUUUAGGCCGGGCAGGUUUGCUGGAGGAAGCUGAAGAGCUGCUACAACAGGCACCCGGAGAAGGCGACUGUGUGAUGUGGAGCUCAUUGUUGAGAAGUUGUAUGGUACACAAGAAUGAAACAGUAGGAAGGCGGACAGUAAAAACUUUGUUGAAGCUUGAGGGAGAGGACCCUGCAAUAUUAUUGCAAGCUUCAAACUUUUAUUCUGAAAUCCGCGAGUUUGACACCGCAAUGCAAAUCCGAGAAUUUGCAAUAGCACAGCAAGUAACAAGGGACAUAGGUCACAGCCUGGUUGAGGUAUACAGCCACAGUCACCAUUAGCUUCUUGAACUGAUGGAACCAGCUCACCAAAUUGUUGAUCGACCCCGGUGCCUCAG
This is a messenger RNA of Fragaria vesca subsp. vesca, 2033 nucleotides long. Its product is annotated as putative pentatricopeptide repeat-containing protein At2g01510-like. Gene Ontology annotation, molecular function: protein binding; RNA binding. The record is from RefSeq and is a predicted model, not a curated record. Lineage: Eukaryota; Viridiplantae; Streptophyta; Magnoliopsida; Rosales; Rosaceae. Gene Ontology annotation, biological process: RNA modification. The transcript has a single exon. The coding region runs from base 1 to 1977 and encodes 658 amino acids.